Messenger RNA from Varanus komodoensis (Komodo dragon), 780 nucleotides. RefSeq names its product gilatoxin-like. Gene Ontology annotation, biological process: proteolysis. Lineage: Eukaryota; Metazoa; Chordata; Lepidosauria; Squamata; Varanidae. The record is from RefSeq and is a predicted model, not a curated record. The transcript has 5 exons. Gene Ontology annotation, molecular function: serine-type endopeptidase activity.
AUGGGACCAGCCAAAUUAGUGGCGUUCGUUCUGUUACUGCAGCCUUCUUUGGUGUUGGCAAACCCUGUGAGGGUUGUUGGAGGUCAGGAAUGCGAGAAAGACGGACAUCGUUGGCUUGGUCUACUCCAGACUGAGGAAGGGCCCUACUGUGGUGUGGCACUGAUCAGCCAAAACUGGGUGCUCAGUGCUGCUCAUUGCUACGAAAGGGAGAGACUCUGGGUAAGGUUGGGACUGCACAACAUAGAAGAAACAAGAGGGGAUGAGCAGGUGAGGGAAGCUGUCGGCACCUUCUGCUAUCCUGACUCUCCCGGCACCACCAUCAGCAGCUGCCCACGCUUCACCGAGGCCCUUGAGGAUGACAUCAUGCUGAUCAAGCUGGACACCCCUGUUACCCCUGUAAACAAGCACAUCGCUCCAAUCGCCUUGCCUGACUUUGCCACUCCUGUGGGGACACAAUGCAUCAUAAUUGGUUGGGGCCUCACUGAAUCAAUUGUCGGAACCUUUUCCUAAAUUUCUCUCUGUGCUUCCAUCAGUACUAUAAAUAAUAACUUUUGCAAGAUUGCUUUCACAAAGCCGAACAUCACUGAGAACAUGUUAUGUGCAGGAGUUCCAGAAGGAGGGAAAGGCGUAUGCAGGGGUGAUUCUGGGAGACCUCUUGUCUGUGGUGGAAAAAUCCAAGGGGUUGCAUCUUUUACAGGCAAGCUCUGUGGUCACUCACUGUAUCCCAGUGUGUUUACCAAGGUCUGCAACUAUAUCAACUGGAUCCAGAGUCCUAUCUGA